Messenger RNA from Diprion similis, 2049 nucleotides. Its product is annotated as nuclear RNA export factor 1-like. NCBI's taxonomy places the organism in Eukaryota, Metazoa, Arthropoda, Insecta, Hymenoptera, Diprionidae. The record is from RefSeq and is a predicted model, not a curated record. Gene Ontology annotation, cellular component: cytoplasm; nucleus. The transcript has 10 exons. Gene Ontology annotation, molecular function: RNA binding; protein binding. The coding region runs from base 55 to 1974 and encodes 639 amino acids. Gene Ontology annotation, biological process: poly(A)+ mRNA export from nucleus.
UAAUUUUGUAAUACAGUGUUUUCCUUGUGCACAAAGUAAUUAUUUUGAACAAAAAUGCCGAGAAAAAAUAGCAAGGGUCGUGGCUGGAAUAAUAAUCGACCACAGCAAAGACGAGAUAACUCUGAAAGAAGGCAAUAUUACGGUCAUGAUGACAGAACCUUAUACUCUGACCGUGACUCCGUGCCAAGGGUAUCGUUUAAAACGUCAAGGAUUGGUAAAGGAGGUCGAGGCGAAAGGCACAAUAAGGACAGACAAAGAGACUUAGAAGCUGGACUGAGACGGCACUUGGAUGAUGAUACCGAGAUGUCUGACGAAGUGAGGCAAAACCGCGGUCGGUCUAGCGGAUGGAGAGGCAAUGCAAGAGGCAUGGGUCGGGCCAGAGCAAGAAGGAAUAGUCCCGUGCCUUCCAGAGGAGUAGAUGAUCACAGACAAAGAAAUUUACAUGCGGCUCCUGCAAAUUGUUACAAAGUUCAUAUCCCAAAUGCCGCUACAUUUGACAAAGAAUAUUUGCUUGAGAUUCUAACUUCUCAUUUAGCACCUGAUACAUUAAUUCCAAUUAUGUAUAAACUCCAAGGUAAUGAUGUUACCUUCUACAUAGACGAAUUUACAAUAGCAAAUAAACUGCUGAAAGCCGAUCGUCAAAUAAUAACCAACAAUGGAGCCAAAUUGAAUAUCAAAGUGAGGCCUUAUUUUCCACCAGCCGAAGUUGACCAGCAAUUCAAAGAUCGAAUUAAAAUUGCUAUUGUAAAGCGAUAUGUGACAGCAAGUGCUCUUGAUUUAUCACAGUUUCACAGAGACAAAGAUUUGUAUCAGGAUAUGUUUUGUGCAUUGUUUCAACCCAAAAUAUUGACGGUUGUGAUAGAUAUAAUAAGUGAGCACACCCCAAACUUGGAAGCACUUAACUUGGAUGGCAAUAAGUUGCAAAACAUUGACAGAUUUGGUACUCAACUGCACACAAAAUUACCGAAUUUGUCGAUAUUACACCUUAGUAAUAAUCGAAUUCGAGAUUUGAAAGCAAUUGAUGCACUGAAGCAAUUAAAGCUGAAAGAACUUCGAUUAUUAGGUAACCCCAUAUGUGAUAAAUACAAACAGCGGCCAGAGGAAUUUAUUAGUGAUAUUCGGAAACGAUUCCCAAAACUUCUCAAAUUGGACGAUAUGAACCUUCCACCUCCAAUUGGAUUUGAGAUAGCAGCAGAUGAAGAUGCAUCAAAACUGCCAGUAUCUCAACGAGUAUUUUCAAUAACUAAUGAAACUCGUCAAGUGGCUGAUGCAUUCCUUCAUCAAUAUUUCCUCAUUUUCGACAGCGAUAACCGUCAACCGCUGCUUAAUGCAUAUGAUGAACAAGCAUCGUUUAGUUUAACUAUUGCAUGUAAACACGACAAUUUAAAUAGAUUCAAGGAGUACCUGCCACACAACAGAAAUUUGUUCAGAAUUACUGAUCGGGAAAGAAGACUAAAAUUAAUGAAGCAAGGCAGAUUACCCGUUGUUUCGUUUUUAUCGGAGAUCCCAAAAACUAAGCAUUGUUUCAACAGCUUUUCCAUGGACAUUAGUCUUUGCUCGCAAGUGGCGAUGGUAGUAAUGAUAACUGGGGUUUUCCAAGAAGUGGAAACUGAUAAAAAGGAACUACGUUAUUUCAGUCGAAGCUUGCUUAUAGUUCCCCAGGGAUCGGGGUUCUGUAUUCGCAAUGAACAAUUGCAUAUAACCGAGCCGACAGAUGACCAAAAAAAGCAAGCUCUAACAGAGCUUUCUGCUGACAACAGUAAUGCAAGAAUAACAGAAUCCAGUGGACCAGUAGUAGCUCAACAAGAUCCGCACCUGCAAAUGGCUAUGGCUCUUAGCCAACAGUCUGGUAUGAACCUGGAAUGGAGUAGGGAGUGCCUAAUCAAAGUGCAAUGGAACUUUGACAUGGCUCUCGCAGCAUUUAAGAAUUUUCAUGAAUUGGGACAAGUUCCGCCGCAAGCGUUUCAGAAAUAAAUUUAGAACAUUCCGUUCAAUGAGGGAACUUGGUUUAGCUUAUAUUACUGAAACUAAUGUACAUACAAUUCGUGC